AUGACUUCUUCCAACCAUGCAGUGUGCAUUGAGAGCACAGAACAGUUACUUCUUCGACAUGUUGAAUUAAAUGCAUCAAACUCUCAAUCAUCUCCAAUUCCUCGCAUCAAUGCUAGUACUCAAAUAUGUGUUCAAGAAGACCAACUUGAUGAUGCAGAAUCGAAUUCUUCUUCUUCUUCGAUCAAUGAUCAGUUGAGUAUUCUCGCUGAAGAUGAAUAUGAUGAUGAUGAUAUCGUAUUUACUCCUCAUCCUCCAACCACGUCAAAUGGAGUCUUAACAAGUGCACCUACGUAUAUGAUGGAGGAAUCAAAGAUGAUCCAUCCAAAUGAUAAUAAUAUUAAUAAUACCAAGAAUUUGGAAGCAGAGCCUUUUUCCUCUCAAUUACAACAAUCACCACCCAAAGUAAAUGCACCCCAACCGCACGAAGAGCCAUCCACCACACUCCAUCUUCAUCAUGGUGGAACCACUCCAAGUUCUCUUCUUCUCCAACCUCCUCACUAUUUCAUCGUUUGA
Molecule: messenger RNA, 513 nt
Organism: Naegleria lovaniensis
Lineage: Eukaryota; Heterolobosea; Eutetramitea; Acrasida; Naegleriidae
Exons: 1
Coding region: 1-513 (170 amino acids)
Source: RefSeq, a predicted model, not a curated record